AAGGACAGAAGUUUCCUUCACUGUUGGAUACUAAGGAUACAAGAGAAGCGCUUGCAGUGAGGAUGCAAACCUAAUCUAAACUGGCGUAGCCUAUAAUGCAGGACUGAUUUUGAAUUGGGAAUAUUGUGUUUUGUUUUUACGCAUCAUCAUCCUCUCCAGGUACUUCUCUGAUGAUUGGGGAGCGCUAGUCCUCUGUGUUUGAUCAUCCCUGAGAUGAUCGAUAAUUCGAUCCCAGAUUGGCUGGAAGUAACGUGACAGUGCAGAUCGCGAUGAACGUGCUGCUCGCGCUGUGCGUGGCUCUCGCGGCAGCACGCGGCAGCAGAGACUGUCCCGAGCUGAUGAUUGACAGCUGUCACUGCACCGCGGAGAGAUCAAAGCAGUUUAGCAGGCAGAGCGUGCGCGUGAAGGCUGUGUGUGAUGAUGCGGACCUGACGGAAACCAUGCAGCCCAGCUCGAUCCCCAACACGACGGUGUCACUGAUCCUGAGCAACAAUAAGAUCUCGGCGCUGAAGAAUAACUCUUUCCUCGGCCUGCGAUCUCUGGAGAGACUGGAUCUCAGCAGUAAUCUCAUUAGCAGAAUUGCCCCCGGCGCGUUUCAUGGCCUGACGGCUCUGAGGAGACUGGAUCUUUCCAACAACAGGAUUGGCUGUUUCUCUGCUGAUAUGUUUCUUGACCUUGGCUGUCUCUCCAAACUGAAUUUGUCUGGGAAUAUCUUUUCCACGCUGCCAGAGGGUUUGUUCACACAUGUCCCGUCUCUCAGAGCGCUGCACGUGGGCACAGACUAUCUGUUCUGUGAUUGUCAGCUGCGCUGGUUGUUGUCGUGGAUCAGAUCUCAGGCGGUGCGUGUGGGGAAUGAAUCUGUAUGCGUGUAUCCGACUCGUCUUCAUGGACUGGAGCUGCGCAGCCUUCAGGAGCAGCAGCUCACCUGCGACGGCCCGCUGGAGCUCCCCGUCCUGCAGCUCAUCCCGACCCAGCGGCAGCUGGUGUUUCGCGGGGACCGUCUGCCGCUGCAGUGCGCCGCCUCGUUCCUCGACCCGACUGUCAGACUGUCCUGGAGCCAUGAGCAGCGUCCCGUCCACACGCUGGAGCACAGAGGGCUGUAUGUGGAGGACAGCAUCAUCCACGACUGCUGCCUCAUUACCAGCGAGCUCAUCCUGUCCAACAUCGAUGCCGGCGUUUCCGGUAAUUGGCAGUGUCACGUGACCAGUUCCCGUGGCAACAGCUCAAUCGGAAUGGAGAUUGUGGUGCUGGAGACGACGGUGCUGUACUGUGGAGCCGAGAGGGUCAGUAGCAACAAGGGCGACUUCAGGUGGCCGAAGACGUUGGCCGGUUUCAUGGCCUUCCUGCCGUGUGCCGUGUCCCGCUCUGGCUCCGCCCCACAGGAGAAAAGGGCGUGGUCCCACUCUGACUCCGCCCCUCAGGAGAAAAGGGCGUGGCGCAGGUGUGACCGCACGGGCCGCUGGGCGGAGCACGACUACAACCAGUGCUCAUACACCAGCCAGUUCACCCGCAGCCUGCAUGAGCUCACACAGAUGUCGGUGAACGUCUCCAGCGCUCUGAUGCUGGCGCUGCAGCUCUCGUCUCUCACCAGCAGGGCGGCGCUGUUUGGAGACGUGAUGGAUGUGAUAUUCGUCACUCAUCUGGUAGAAAGACUCACACGUCUGGUGGAUCAUGUCAGAGAGGUUUCGGUGAACAUCGCUCUGGAGGCGCUGCUGCUUCGGCCGGACUCUCUCAUGGGUUUAUUGUGUACGGUGGAGCAGCGUCUGCCUCUGCUGCCCCAGGUGGCCGACGCUCCACAGCACAACACCCUCCUCAACUUCAGAUGCCACACGCUUAACGUCUCCGGGUCACCUGUGGGUCAGCUCAGCCAGAACACGGUGGCCAUCGCCUCCAUACAUUUCCCGCUGGCUACCCCUCGGUCUGUGGAGAACUGCACCUGUAAGCUGCAGCUGAUCGUCUUCCGCAAUGGAAAACUCUUUCCGUGCACGGGGAAUUCGUCAAAUCUUGCGGACGAUGGCAAGCGCAGAAGCGUUUCGACACCAGUUGCAUUCACCAAAUUAGAUGGGUGUAGCCCCGGGAGCCCCGUGCAGCCGGUUACCGUCGCUCUCCGGCACUUCUCGUUGGGUGUAGACCCCACCGCGGCAUACUGGGAUUUUGACCUGCUGGAUGGACACGGCGGCUGGCGCGCGGAAGGCUGCCACAUAACGGGCUCCGCGCACAACACGACCACCAUCCACUGCGCGCACCACAACAACCUCGCCGUGCUCAUGGUAAGAGUCUCCCGCUCGUCCAAGUCGGAUUAUGGCUAUUGUGGAGGCGCAGAGCCAAUGAAACACGGCGAGCAUGUAAACGGCAGUGCUAUAGUGUUAAUAUUAUUGUUGCAAGGGCGAAUGGUGUGAGGUGUGGA
This is a messenger RNA of Sinocyclocheilus anshuiensis, 2407 nucleotides long. RefSeq names its product adhesion G protein-coupled receptor A3-like. Gene Ontology annotation, cellular component: postsynaptic density; plasma membrane; glutamatergic synapse. The coding region runs from base 270 to 2399 and encodes 709 amino acids. The transcript has 13 exons. Gene Ontology annotation, molecular function: protein binding; G protein-coupled receptor activity. NCBI's taxonomy places the organism in Eukaryota, Metazoa, Chordata, Actinopteri, Cypriniformes, Cyprinidae. Gene Ontology annotation, biological process: cell surface receptor signaling pathway. The record is from RefSeq and is a predicted model, not a curated record.